Molecule: messenger RNA, 3515 nt
Organism: Branchiostoma floridae (Florida lancelet)
Lineage: Eukaryota; Metazoa; Chordata; Leptocardii; Amphioxiformes; Branchiostomatidae
Exons: 16
Coding region: 467-2569 (700 amino acids)
Molecular function (GO): calcium ion binding
Source: RefSeq, a predicted model, not a curated record
GGACGCGGUCUACUCGAUCCUACUCUAGGCGGAAAGCCGUUUCAGUCGGAAGGUAUUUACUGUCGGAUUCGAGCUAGUAGCCGUUGGGUGGUUUAAUCCCGUUUCUAUAAAAGUGUGCGGACUGCAUCUCGGUAAGUAGGCCUUGAUCUGAGAGGAAUUCUGGGCCAAGGUUUCUUCAAUUCUUCGUCAAGUUCUCCUCCCGGGAAGUCGUACCAGGGGAGGACCUCCUUCCAGGCGGGAGCAGCUGGCCUGAGACGGCUACAAGAAACCGGAGCGAGUUCAGCUUUCUACAACAACACGGCACGAGUGUUUUUGUAAAGCUUGUAACAUUUACGUACGUGCACUGGUUGAGUGGUUGUUCUGGCUUGUAACUUGUAACUCAGAGCGACUCCACGGUUCCGCACAUUUGGAGGGAGUGUAGCCAAGACAACUUCAACUGGGUCGAGACUUUCAUUUAAUAGAGACCAUGAAGCCGGUCACUGCUUGCGGAGUCCUGUUCGUUCUACUGCUGGUUCUACAGCUCAGCCUGGCCAGACGACAUCCCUACAAAAAGCACCACCGGUCGUCGGCAAAGAGAGGCAGGAAGACUUACACCAACAAUGUUUACUACAGCCCGAAGGUGAUAAAGAAGCUGCGCGCCCAGAAGCAGAUCGAGGUCGGGCACGGGCUGUGCCGGUACGGGGCCAGGUACGACUGCUGCUACGGCUGGGACAGGAACGAGUAUGGGGACUGCAAACCUGUGUGCCGGGACGCCUGUGUCCAUGGAGUCUGCACCAUGCCCGACAUGUGUACCUGUCACACCGGCUGGAGAGGACGGACAUGUAACAAAGAUUUUAACGAGUGUGGGCACAAGCCGCGCCCCUGCCAGCACCGCUGCAUGAACACCCGGGGCAGCUUCAGGUGUUACUGUAACCAUGGUUACUCACUACAGCCGGACGGGACGUCGUGUGCAAAAUCGCUGGUGUGUGCGUUACGGAAGUGCCAGUUCAUGUGCCGGGAGGUGAAGAAGGGUGUACCGGAGUGUUUCUGUCCAGAGGGGCUGGAGCUGGGACCGGACGGGCGCCACUGUGUCGACGUUGAUGAGUGCUCCCGUGGUCUGGUCACGUGUCCGCGGCGACGGGUCUGUAAGAACACCUUCGGGUCCCACAUGUGCGUGUGUGCGGAGGGACUGUCCUUUAAAUACGUGGACGGGAGGUUACGGUGUACGGGUGCCGAUGUGCAGAUGACAAUCGUGGUGGUGGACCCGAAGGACACCGAGGAGCCGAUCAGCGACUCGCAGGUGCGAGUCCUGUCCGAACCGAAAGGGGGCGGUACCAGCGUGGUUACAACAGGGCGGACGGAUCAAAAUGGUCUGUUGAUGUUGACGGUCCCCUCCGAGAAGCCGCUCAUCAUCGUCGCCAGUAAGGACGGUUUCCUGACCAACGCAGUGACGUUCGAGGCUUUACCUGGACAGAAGAACAUCGCGACCCUGCGGCUGAUGGUGUACCGUGAGACGGAGGAUGUGGUCUACAACAGAGAGGAGCUCACUAGAAUAUUCUUCGAACGGCGGAGUGAUCUGAACGACGCCAGUAGCGUCAUUUUCCCGCCCGGCGCUCUGCUGAUGGACGACAGUGAGCGGGCCACGGUGUCGUUCCGCGGGGUGGACGUGUCACGUGACCGGGUACUGCAGGGGCUGCCUGAGCUGGUGGGCAGCAUCGAGGAAAACAUCAACCAGGUCGACUUCGAGUUUGAAGGAACAUCACGGAUCAACCUGGAGGCUUACGGCGCCGCUGCCGUGGACAUCCGGGCACCUGGCAACCGGCUCGUGAGUGUCAGCUCAACCUUCAACAUCUCCAUCCCUCUAGCGGAGGACUUGGACGGCACAGGUGUGAUGGCUCUGGAAGGCUGGCACUUCGACGAGGACCGCGGCGUGUGGGUACAAGAAGCUAUCGGUGAGAUCAGGCGGGUGAACGGCCGCAUCACCUGGGAGGGCCCGGUGUCGCGCACGGGCUGGUGGGUAGCGGGGCGGCCGUGGAGAGACGCCAGCUGUGUCAGGGUGCGGGUCUGCUUCGACGACGACUGCAACAGGCCCGUGCAAAAUGCCGCCAUUAGACUUGCCGGCCGUGACUAUGGUUACUUCACGCAGCGCUACACCGACACAGACGGGUACACCUGCUUCAACAUCCGGCGGGGCGGGACCGUGCAGCUCCGACCGUGCUUCGGCGCCGAGGUGGUGGUGGCCGGGACCGGACAGCCGGCGGUGUGCAGGCGGGGGAUGGGCGCACAGUGGUUCGACCCGCACCAGCGCUCUACAGGACAGUGUAAGGACGUCAUGAUACGGAUAUCAGAGUUUGACGUGGUAGACUGCGGAGUCCCACAGCUGAACGUGGGCGUGCUGCAGGUUGGUGACGUCACGGGGGACUCGUCCUUCGGCGCGAACGUGACGUACAGGUGCGACGACAGCUCCAACCCGUACGGCGGACACCUGACGCGCCUGUGUCACAGCUGCGGCACCUGGAGCGGUAGUCCACCCAGAUGUGAUGCCUAUGAGACAGCUUUUGAAAGCUUUGCACUCCUAGAUGCCCCCUAGCGGUUUCAGAUGGCACUACAGAAGAUAGAGAGAAACUUGACACAUAUCUUUGCUCAGUUAUGCAUCGUUUGUCAACUGUAUUUCUGCUAUAAAUAUCUAGAUUUUUCAGUGACAGAAAGUAUAAGUAAGGUAGAGAGAUAAUGUCUACUUGCACGUAAGGUGAUUUAGUAGAGUAGAAUAUGAAUAAUACAUUGGUAAGGUUCUUUUUUGAUGAUCUAUGAGUUCUACUUUACAGUUUUUUUUAUUGAAUCCAAACAAACCUGUACAUUUGCCAUAUCUGACUUGUCAGUAAGUUUAUCAGCUAUGUAGUACACUGCAUUGUCUAGUUAUAUAUAUCUAGGUUUGAAUCCGUUCAUGUCAUCAAAUAUCUAAUCAAUCAAACUUGAUCUUAUAAUUAGAACGGCUUCCCUAGUGUCAUAUUUAUGUACUUUUAACUUGGCUGCUUUUAUACAGACUACAUGUUGUGUCUUCAAGUUUUCUUUUGUCGAGCUGAAAAAGGAGUAAUUGUGCUAUUAAGACAUUGUUUAGACUUGGGUUAUCCUAAAGAACAGCAUCAUACAUUAUUUGAUUAAGUCAUCAGCCUGGUAUUCAUCCCUAUAUCUAUCUCAGAUGAUUACUUCCAGCACCAUUUGUGUCAGGUACUGGCUAGACAACACACAUGACUAAAAUAGGAAUGGAUACUAGGCUAUUACGUCACAGGAUGCAGCUACUUUGACCCUCAAGAGCAUUUAUCCCAGCAGUGCUGGAAUAAGAGAUGUACAAAAAUUAGCCAAACUAUUCCAUUCCAGUUUGAACAAAAAGACAACAUAGUGCAACUUUGAAUGUUUAAUGCCUUAAGCAUUUUCUGUGUACCAAGAGAACGUAUGAAAUAUUACAGAUGAUCCUUUUCUACUGUUACACCUGAAAAUUGUCUUUCAGACAACAGCAAUAAAAUGUUUUUGUAUGA